GGCCCGCUGCUCCGGUCCCACCGGGUGAUCAGCCUGGAGCAGUUCAUGGCGGAGCUGGCGCCCCGGCACUGGCCCCCGGGCAGGCGGGUCGCUUACUGCUUCGAGGCGGCGGCGCAGAGGAGUCCGGACAAGAGCACCUGCCCCAUGAAGGAUGGAAAUCCAUUUGGUCCCUUCUGGAAUCAGUUCCAAGUGGAUUUUGAUAAGUCUGAGCUCUUCAAGGGAAUCUCCUUCAGUCCUGCAUACAAGGACCAUUGGAUCCAAAGGUUUCCACCAUCCCAGCACCCUGUACUGGCCCUCCCUGGGGCUCCAGCCCAGUUCCCAGUCCUGGAGGAGCACCGGCCGCUGCAGAAGUUCAUGGUGUGGUCUGAGGCGAUGGUGAAGAAGGGAGAUGCCUACAUCCAGUCCCUGCUGGUCAGGCCCUACGUGGGGAUUCACCUGAGGAUCGGCUCAGACUGGAGGAACGCCUGCAACAUGCUGCGGGACGGCGCGGCCGGGCCGCACUUCAUGGCCUCCCCGCAGUGCGUGGGCUACGAUCGCGGCGCGGCCGCUGCCCUGACGGCCCAGAUGUGCCUGCCCGACCUGCGCGAGAUCCGGCGCGCCCUGCAGCUCUGGGUAACCAGCACCCGGGCACGCUCCGUGUACGUCGCCACCGACUCGGAGCCCUACACGGCCGAGCUGCAGCAGCUCUUCCAGGGAAAGGUCAAGGUGGUGAGCCUGCAGCCCGAGGUGCCCCAGGUGGAUCUCUACAUCCUUGGCCAGUCCGACCAUUUCAUCGGGAACUGCGUCUCCUCGUUCACCGCCUUCGUCAAGCGGGAGCGUGACGUGCAUGGAAAGCCCUCCUCCUUCUUUGGCAUGGACCACCCACCACGGCUGCGGGAUGAGUUCUGA
Molecule: messenger RNA, 888 nt
Organism: Chaetura pelagica (chimney swift)
Lineage: Eukaryota; Metazoa; Chordata; Aves; Apodiformes; Apodidae
Gene: POFUT1
Product: protein O-fucosyltransferase 1
Exons: 5
Biological process (GO): regulation of Notch signaling pathway; protein O-linked glycosylation via fucose; Notch signaling pathway
Cellular component (GO): endoplasmic reticulum
Molecular function (GO): peptide-O-fucosyltransferase activity
Source: RefSeq, a predicted model, not a curated record